AUGGCGUCGAGCGUGGGAACCGUCGCCGAGGCGCCGCUGUCGGGAGUGGCGCGCGCGCUGCAGGAGCUGCUGGAUCUGGAGGGCCUCAUGAGGCGCAAGCCGGGUGCUGUGUCCACCCACCGCAAGGUGCAAGAAGUGACUGCGCAGCUGAUGUUGGAGGUGGACGCGAACCCGGACCCGCCGCCGCUGCCUGGCGCGCUGGUGGAGGGCCUGGCGCGCCUGCUGUCGAGCGAAGUCAGGAUCGCCGCGCAGGCGGGCGCCAGGGCCGCCUUUUGGCUGAUGGGCACAGACGCCAACCUCCAUGUCAAACACAUGGAGCGCCCCCCAUAUGCGCGCCAGCUUGCCCAGCAGCCAGGAAUUGUUGAAGCCCUGCUGAGCUGCGCUGAAGUGUUGGGUCGCGGCGGCGACGCGCGCAUGAUCCGCUGCGGUAGCGUCGAGACGCUGGGCUGCGUGGCCGCCACGCUCGCAGCUUUGUGCGCCUACACUGAGGGAGAGGCCGCGGUCGGCGCGGCGGGAGGCACAGGCGACGGCGGCCGCGCCGUUGGACUGAUGCAAGCGUUUGUCGUUGAAGCCGCCAGCUGCUCAAACGCCGGUAUGCAAGAUCUGGCUCUUGCGAGUUUGGUCCCGCUCACCGUCUUGUGCGACACCCAGCGCGCGGUGUGGGAGCGCCGCCAGAGCGGCGCCGGCGGCGCCGUUGCGGCGGCUGCAAAGCUCCUCGCCGGCGCUGGCAAAGCGCGGGGCCCGCUGUGUCGGGUCCAAUCUGCGGCGGUCUACCUGGCUGGGUGCUUCACGGACCCCCCUCCUGCAGCUGCCAGUGCGGCCCGUCGACGCUCCCGGCCAAGCCCGCCGCCGCAUGCCGCUAUCGACGCCGUCCCCGCGGCCGUGCAGUGGAUUGUGAAUGUCCUGCGCUCGCCUGGAAAUAGCGACACGACAAAAAUCGCCGGCACGGUCCUCACCCUGCUGGUCAGGUGCCCUGACACCGACGAAUGCGCGUCGGGUCGCUUCCUUGAUGCUGGAGGCGCGGCCCUCCUGUGCCGCAUCUUUGCCGAGGCGCCGCUCACAUCGACGCACCUCGACAACGCGUUGCUGUGCACGGAGACGAUGAGCAGGAUGGUCUUUAUCCGCGGCUUGGAUCCUCAGGCAGCCCGCGGCCCAGGUCGCAUCAGGCAGGGAGGACUGCCCGCGGCGGACUCGGGCCAGUUGAUCCCAGCAGUGGUGUCCGUCUUGCAGCGUCCUGGCGCCGCCGGCACCACCGUCGCACAUGCUGCAAUCGAGGCCUUGCGCAGCUUGGUGGCGAUGGUGGGCAACGACUGCCGCCCCAGAACGGCGAAAGUCUUCUGCCGCGCCUUGGCCGCCGCCCCGCGGGCGCUCGAGGCGUUUGCCGCCGAGCUGGCCCCGCUCUCGUCGGCCCCGCCGCCGCGACCCGCCGAGGCCGCCGCAUUCUACCAGACGGCCGCGCGCGCCGGCUCCAUGGCCGGCGUCGCCCUGGGUGUCGCGCUCUCCGCGCCCGGCGGGGCCGACCCGGCGGACGCACGCGUGAUCGCCCGCGCGCUCCUGCCGGCGGCGUUUGGGCCGCUGCGCGGCACGGCCGGCUUGGUGCGCUUGGGGCCGGAUUUUGUCGUACACGACUCGCUGCUGCGCGCAGCAGAGGAGCUGGUGAAGGCCGCCGGGCACGACAGGGAUGUGGCAGCCGCGGUGCUCAGUGCGCAUCCGGGGCUGAGGCGAGACAUGGACUGCCUUCUCAAGGCGUACGAGUGCAAGCGCCCGAUGAGGGGCGCCCCGCGGCCAGCUGCAUCGGCGGCCGCCCAAACCUCGACCCAAGAGGCGCUGCUGGGCAUAGACAGCUGGCUGCGCUGGGCAGAGGCGCCAGACCAGCCAGCAGGGCCAGCGCGCUUGGUGAAGGCGCCGGCGAGCGGCGCAGGCGAGGCCGCGACGGGCAGCCCCAUGCAGCAGAGGGUGCCGGGGAGCCCGGCCGCUGCCGCGCCGCCCACACCCGUGCCCGCCGCCGCGGCCUCUGCCCCUGCUGCUCCUGCUGCCCCUGCCGCCUGCGCCAACUGUGGCAAAACCGAUGCUGCGAGGCUGCGGCUGUGCCGCGGCUGCCGCCUGGUGCGUUUCUGCUCUCAGGAAUGCAUGCGGCAGCAGUGGACCUCCGCCGGUCACAAGCCCGCCUGCAAGGCUGCGCAGGCGGCGGCGGCAGCAAAGGCAGCGGUGAAGCCGGCAGCGCAGGACGUUGCGGCGGAGCGGGACGCGGCGCAGGGUGCAGGGCAGCAGUGA
Molecule: messenger RNA, 2274 nt
Organism: Monoraphidium neglectum
Lineage: Eukaryota; Viridiplantae; Chlorophyta; Chlorophyceae; Sphaeropleales; Selenastraceae
Exons: 4
Coding region: 1-2274 (757 amino acids)
Source: RefSeq, a predicted model, not a curated record